AUGUCUCGGUCCCGCCAUGCGAAGCCUUCCAAAGCAGUCAGGACAGGUCUACAGAAGAAGAAAACGACAUCAAAACAGGCUGCCAAACAUGGGGAAUCAGGGAAGCUGAACCCUGGAAAGCUGAACCAACUAACUCAAAGAGAUGGUAAGAAAGAAGCAGAAGACAAACCCCCCACACCACCCAGAAGCCUUCUGACCAGAGCUGGGGCAGCCAGAAUGAAUCAGGAUAGGAUUCAAGUUGAGAGUCCAGAGUCCUUAGCUUCCAGUGGGUUUACAAUGGCUCUACGAAGAAGCUCUCUGAGCAGGAGACUCUCCCAGAGCCCGGUAGUUACACCCAGACCUAAGAAAGUGUCACCUGCUAAGAGUGCUUCAAAGCAGCAGUGUCAUGGUACUCAGGAUGGCGAUACCCAGGAUGGCGACGAUACCCAGGAUGAUGUGGUGACGCAGCACUCAGAAAAUGAUUGCAUCCCCAGCCAAGAUCCCACCGUGUCCCCGGAUCCAGAGAACCUAAUUGGUGAAGAGAGCUUGUGUUUAGUUGAAGGUGAGAUCCAAGAGAUAACCCAGUCUUGGCCUCAAACAAUAGAAGGUUCCCAAAGCUGCCCUGCAACAGAUACUCCUUCUGGGCCACUGGAAGGGACACACUGUGAGGGACUACUCACUCUUCAGACAUCAGAUGAUGUCAGCACAUCCCCUCAGGAGUGUGCACCUUUGUCCCAAAGAUCAACUCCCGAAGUCACCUCUCAGAAAGACAUUAGCAAUCAGUUUGAAGCCUUGGGGUCACAAGUAAACUCUCUUAAGCGAUCAGAUCCUCCCCUGAAUCCUAUGGGAAGUGAAUCUAAUUGCUUUCCCACCUCCAGUUUUAAGAUUCUACCUGAAUUGGACCUUAAAAACUGCUUGUCUCUUGAUGGGUCCAUGUAUCCCACGGCUCUGAUAAGAUUCCUCUUGGCAGGCUCACAGCCAGACACACUUGGUGCUAAACUCCAAGAAGAAACUCUCAAAACUAACCCAGACCAAGGUGGAUGCUAUCCAGGUCAAUAUAUAUUUGGUGCUAAACCCCAAGAGGGAAUCCUUAAAACUAACCCUAAUCAAGGUGGAUGCUACCGAAAUCAAGAUACACUUGGUGCUAAACCCCAAGAAGAAACCCUCAAAACUAACCCAGACCAAGGUGGAUGCUAUCCAGAUCAAUAUGUAUUUGGUGCUAAACCUCAAGAAGGAAUCCUCAAAACUAACCCAGACCAAGGUGGAUGCUAUCCAGGUCAAUAUAUAUUUGGUGCUAAACCCCAAGAGGGAAUCCUUAAAACUAACCCUAAUCAAGGUGGAUGCUACCCAAAUCAAGAUACACUUGGUGCUAAACCCCAAGAAGAAGCCCUCAAAACUAACCCAGACCAAGGUGGAUGCUAUCCAGAUCAAUAUGUAUUUGGUGCUAAACCCCAACAGGGAAUCCUCAAAACUAACCCAGAUCAAGAUACGCUUGGUGCUAAACCCCAAGAAGGAAUCCUCAAAGCUAACCCAGAUCAAGGUGGUUGCUACACAGAUCAAGAUACACUUGGUGCUAAACCCCAAGAAGGAAUCCUCAAAACUAACCCAGAUCAAGGUGGAUGCUACACAGAUCAAGAUACACUUGGUGCUAAACCCCAAGAAGGAAUCCUCAAAACUAACCCAGAUCAAGGUGGAUGUUACCCAGAUCAAGAUACGCUUGGUGCUAAACCCCAAGAAGGAACCCUCAAAACUGACCCAGAUCAAGGAGGUUGCUACCCAUAUCAGCUUCUGGAUGCCAUUUCUGUCCUUGGACAGGCUUUCAGUGCGCUCCCACCUCAGUGGGUAUUUCCUGGUGCUAACUUAGUUCCUGGGGAGGCCCUGGGCAAGGUUUCAGGCCCACCAGAGGAUCUUGGUGCUAUAACUAUGCUAACCCCACAAGGAACGAUGAACAUGAAUAUGGCUGCUUCCCCAGGUCUGCCUGUCUUCCUUCCAAACCCUUCACUCCCAUUUGUUACCUACAGCAUUCCUCCCGGGCCCGAGCCCCACAGCUAUGCCUCCUGUGGGCUUGAGGUCCAAGGUGCUAUCCCUUUAACUUUGGACUCAGGACAUGCUCCCCAACCUCCAGCAAGCUCUGAGAUAAGUUCAAUACCUCCAGCAAUAGCUGCAACCAGUGUCCAAGAUGAGAAGCAGUUUUGUGCCAACCCUUCUCCAGCGAACACGCAAGGGUUUACCAUUGACCCUGAGAGUGGACUCCAGCAUGCUCCCCUGGAUCUUACCCAGGGCUCUCAGGCUACCUCCAGCAAAUUGGAAGGGGGGAUUUCUCAGGUCAAUACGGCCAGCUCAGCUGAUGUCAAAACCACUGGGAUGUCGACGCCAGUGUCACAGGCCAGUACCUCUUCUUCACAAAAAUCUACCCCGUCAACUGUGGAGAGGAAGAAACGGAAGCCGUGCGGGGUCUGUGAGCCCUGCCGACAGAAGACCAACUGCGGUGAAUGUACCUACUGCAUGAACAGAAAGAACAGCCACCAGAUCUGCAAGAAGAGGAAAUGUGAGGUGCUCAAAAAGAAGCCGGAUGCCACUUUGGUACAGGUUACAAAAGAGAACAAGAGGCCCCAGAGGGAAAAGAAGCCCAAAGUUUUAAAGAGAGACACUAACAACAAACCAGUAAAUGGCCCCAAAUCAGAGUCCAUGGAAGACAGUCAAUGUGGCCAUGGGGAAGAGCAGAGAUUGGAUUUGAAUUCACAACCCCUUGACAAUGUAGGGAAGAAUGCAGAAAGCAUGACAGGAAUCGAGGUGGAGAAUUGGACACCAAACAAGAAAUCAAGCCCAGCAAGUCAAGUCAAGGGAGACCUUGAUACAAAUUUAACUGAGGUUGGAAAGCCCCAGCCCUCUGAAGAUGACAAGCAAGAAAGCCAACCUUCCCCGAUGUUUCCUCAGGCCAUAAGAAACGGCAUGAAAAAUGUGUACUGUUUACCUAUGGACACAAACCUCCCGAUCAACAAAUUGGAUCUUGAAGAAAUUAGCAAGGUGCUGGGAAAUAGUUCCUCGAAAUUGCUACCUGGCCCCUCAAAUGGCAAUGAUGCCAUGAACUCCCUCACUUCCGAUAGGAGCUGCGAUCAUCUCAAGGGGACAAGUGACACUUUGCUCUUCCUGAAGCCUGGCUUGAACUGCCAAUCUGCUGCAGACUCCACCAUCCCUAAGAAUCAUCCUAAUACACACAGUACUGGCUGUCAACCUGAAAGUCCCGAGGAGGUACCUAGUAAAGAGCCAAAAGAUGACUCUCCAGUUCAGCCAAGUCUUUUAUCACUAAUGAAAGACAGGAGACUCACCCUGGAACAAGUGGUAGCCAUUGAAGCCCUUACGCAGCUUUCAGAAGCUCCAUCUGAGAAUUCCUCGCCAUCAAAGCCGGAGAAGGGUGAAGACACAGAUCAGAGGACAGCUAGUCUGCUUGACAAUUGCAAGGCUAUCCUUAAUUCUGUGAGAAAAGACCUCCAAGACCCAAAUGUAAAGUGUCUUCAGCAUCAGAACCCAGAGUUCAAGUUGCCGGAGAGUUCAGCGACUAACCAAACACUUGAAGAUUUGACCUCACUUACAGCUGGAGACAAACCUACCCUUGAUAGUUCAUAUCCAUUGCCAGUAGAAAGUCAUAAUCCAGAAGACUGCAGUCAGGCACUAAACGGCGACCAAAAGCUGAAUUCCCAGCAUGAGCCACCAUGCCAGGAUGUGCCCUACAGUCAAAUUGAAGAAGAUGUUGCAGCACAAUUAACCCAGCUUGCAUCCACAAUUAAUUACAAUCACAUAAACCCAGACGUCAAGAAUGCCGGAAGUAUACCAGGGAGCCUUGCUGCAAAGAAUUCACAGCAGAAACCUAAUCAGGAGAAAGGCAUGGCACAAGAGAAACCAGCGUCGAGUAUACAAAACAAACCCAGUGUACCACCAGUAAAGCCAAAGAACAAGACCCAGAAGAAAGCAAAACAGACCCCCAAAACAGACAAGCGGAAAAAGGAGCCUCCACUCCCUAGCUCUCAAGAAAACGAUCAGAAGCAAGAACAACUUGCAACGCAGUAUAGUAAGAUGCAUGACAUUUGGAUAUCAUCCAAAUUUCAAAGAUUUGGCCAGUCUGGUCCACACAAUGUUCCUGACAUGUUUGGAAACCUUCCUAUCUUUUACCAGAAAUUAAAACCAAUAGCUCAGAAUAACAUACCCUUACAACCCAGUAUGACGUUUCUUCCUCUCCGUCAGAUAAAAUUCACAAGACAAUCUGAAUUGGCAAAGGAGAAUGUUAAAGUCGAGCCACCAGAUGCUCUACCAACAUGCCAAAUCAAGACAGAAUCCAGCGGGCAGGCGUUUGCAGAGCCGGUAGACAAUUCUCAGGUACAACCCUCAGUGAAUAUCAGUGAGAAAGCUCACCCUCUGCCUCAGCCCUCCCUUCAAUCUAACCAGUGUGCUAACACGAUGCCUGGUGCUGCUCAAACACAGUUACAACUAGGCGCUCAAGAGAACCUGGUGCACCCGAUACCACCGACGUUGCCUGGUACCUCUCCUGAGACACCCUUGCCAGACCCAGCAUCCAUCCUCAGGAAAGGGAACGUGUCAAGUUCCAACGGAAUGGCAGGUGUGAAUGCGAAGUCGGAAGCGCAAGCACCAAGCCAUGGACCACGGGGUGACUCCGCCACACACAGUGUCCAGACGGAGUUUUUUGAGCGCAUCAAGAAAUACCUUAGAGACCCUGCAAAAUUCCUGCAACCUGAAGCGAAUGAGACGGACGAGCCAACCUGUGACUGCAAUGAUGGAGGUACACAAAAAGACAAAGGCCCAUAUUAUACACACCUGGGGGCAGGACCAAGUGUUGCUGCUAUCAGGGAGCUCAUGGAGACUAGGUAUGGCCAGAAAGGAAAGGCAGUUCGAAUUGAGAAGGUAGAGUACACGGGGAAAGAAGGCAAGAGCUCGCAGGGCUGCCCAGUCGCCAAGCGUAUACUUAGAAGAUCCGGUUCCGAAGAGAAGAUUCUUUGUUUGGCCCGGGUGCGUCCUGGUCACUACUGCACGACGGCGGUGAUGGUUGUGGUUAUCAUGCUCUGGGAAGGCAUCCCUCGCCUGAUGGCCGACUAUCUGUAUGAUGAGCUUACAAUGAACUUGAGGUCCUACAGCGGGCAUCCCACUGACCGCAGAUGUACCCUCAACGAAAAUCGUACGUGCACCUGUCAAGGUCUCAAUCCAAUGACGUGUGGCGCAUCUUUCUCCUUUGGCUGUUCAUGGAGCAUGUUUUUAAACGGCUGUAAGUUUGGGAGAAGCCCAAACCCCAGAAAGUUCAGACUUGCUCCAAACUAUCCAUUAAACAGCUACUAUAGGAGAAUUACUGGAUCACGACGUUUUGGCAGAAGAAGACGCAUGAAACCCGUAAAACCUAGACAGAUGUUUCCAGAACACAGGGCUCAGGAAAAGAAACUUGAAGAACUUUUUCAGAAAUUGGCUGAUGAUUUAGCUCCCGUUUAUAAGCAGAUGGCUCCGGUGGCUUAUCAAAAUCAGGUGAAAUAUGAAGAUGUCGCUGGAGACUGUCGACUUGGUACUAAGAAAGGCCGUCCUUUCUCUGGUGUCACCUGUUGCUUGGAUUUCUGUGCCCAUUCUCACAGGGACAUUCACAACAUGAUUAAUGGAAGCACUGUGGUUUGUACUUUGCUUCGUGAAGAUGUCCGCGACACGAAUAAUCCCGAGGACGAGCAGCUCCACGUCCUCCCACUACACCGGCUUGCCGACACCGAUGAAUUUGGCUCCCGAGAGGGAAUGGAAGAAAAGAUCCGCUCUGGGGCCGUUGAGAUCGUUCAGCCAUCCAGGAAGAAGCAACUACGUUUCAAUGAGCCCAUUCCUCGGUGUGGGAAGAGGAGAACGACUAUGAUGGAGCAGAACAAGAAACCGGCUCCCGCAGCACUGAAAAGGAAGAGGAGCUCGUCCAGUUCAGACAACACUAAAAGCUUCUCAUCAGCCUCCUCUACUCAUCACCCGGUGAAUGAAGAAGCAGCUGCCUGUAUGUACAAUAACACAGCCUCAGGCGGGUUUCCAGAAACAAGUAGCGGGCUCCCCUGCACAAUGCCCUCUGGUGCUAAUGUAGCUGCUGGUGCUGGAACUGAACAGCCUGGUGAAGCAGCUCCUCUUCCUCAACCCUCUCUCCCCACAGCAGACACCCCUCUCUCUAGCCCAUCCGAGCAGCUACCAUUCCUCAACUGUGCUCACGAACUGGAUUCCUGUCAGGUGGAAGACGGGCAUCACUCUGAAGCAGAUGAGCCUCUCUCAGAUGGUGCCCUGUCAGAUGACCAGUCCUCCGAGGAUGACGAACCUCAGAUUCAGGAGUAUUGGUCAGACAGUGAGGUGGUCCUCCUUAAUCCUAGCUAUGGCGGAGUGGCCAUAGCACCCAUUCAUGGUUCAGUGUUGAUUGAAUGUGCCCGGAGAGAGCUUCAUGCUACCACCCGUGUGAUAAAUGCCAACCGAAAUGAACCCCUACGUAUGUCCCUGGUAUUCUACCAGCACAAAGGCCUGAUUCUCCCCUGCCAUGGUUUUUAUUUCAACAGGAUUAAGUUUGAGUCUAAAAUUUUUAAGAAAAAGGCUGCAGAACGGAAGGGUCCUGAUAUAUCAUCAUUUGUAGCCAAUUUGCUGUGCAAUAUUCCUUCUCGUAUUGCACCAACCUUAACCCGUGACAAUGUUGUCACUGUGUCCCCUUAUGCGCUCACUCAUGUUGCAGGACCCUACAACCAUUGGAUCUGAAGGCUUUUUUCCCAUAAUGCCUCUGCUAGCGCAGUGUAGUUCCUACGGUGCUGUUCAAAAGAAAGUCACAUUGUUGUUUACUUCCUGUAUCUUCAUUUCACCCAUUUCAACUCCGAGGUCAAAAUUAUGAAGUGGGUGGGUACUUAACUGUGACUAUUUUGAUUGAGAACUGAAGGUAUACAUUCUCAGCAAAGAUAAUGGUUUUAUAUCUUGGUUAGGUGUUGACCAUGACAGAAUCAUAGUUUGGUGCUCAAAUUAAGUUUCUUUACUACAAAGAGGAUUUUAACAGGUUCCUACAAUAAGAUGUAAAAACCAAGACACACAGUGUUCGCUCUAUAGUUCCUGGUGCUUAACCACAUAACAUGUAGUAAUGAGCUGAAUGAUUGUUUCAUGGUGCCGUCCUUCCAGCAUCUUCCGGUCAUUGCUAUAUGUCUGCACAUUUGAAAUAAACCAAUGAAAUGCUUUCUCUUACAAGAUCUCUCCUGUAUAAAAUAGUUCUUUAUUCUAGUGAUGAUUGGAGGCUAUUCGUUAACUGUAAAUAUAUAUAUUUUUAAAAGCACUUUCUAUUUUUAAAAGUAACUUGAAAUAGCAUAGUAGCAGAAUCCUAUUGUCUAUUAUGUAUGCAUAUUUGCAUAGCAGAAAAGUCAUUUAUUGUGUAGAGUUCCAUCCUAUUAACUGCAGCCUGUAUUUAAAUCUGUUCUCUAAUCAUUAAAUCCAAAAAAAUUGAAAAAAUUUGUAUUUGAAAUACAAAUUACCACCAAUAUCAUUUCCCCCCUUUUAACUAGAAAAGUAUUGUCUUUAGUGUCCUUAUGAUUGAUGUUUUCAUCAUGACACAUGUUUUUAAUGGUAGAAGGGACAAAUUGGGAUCAAUCAAAUCCUCCCAGUGUUUCCACAGGAGAAUAGUUAAGUAACUUUUUCCUCCCAAAUGAGAAAUAAUUGAGGGGGAAAAUUCUAUUACCACUAUUGCUUCUGGCCCAGAGUCACAUAGAAAAAUUUAUGCUGUAAGCCAAUUAAGAGCCUAACUAUUCAUUAAUCUUAACCUUUUAGGUUUAGGUUAUCGACAAUUUAAUUGGCAAUUCAAACUUCUUUGGUAAUCCCCAUUUUGAAGGUCACAGGUAAAACUGGCAUUCUGAUUAUUUUCAUGUUUCAAGGGUCUUGCCAUAUAUAUAUAUAUAUAUGCCAAGAAAGACACCCUAAAUAAAACCUAGAACCAAAAGAAAUACAAAUGCCCAGGUGCUAUGACAUUCAAAGAAUUGGAUUUUCCAGAAGUCCAGGAACCCUAAUGGUGCUUCUCAGAUGCCAUACGAAGUCCACGACUAUCAUCAUAAUCUUGGUGCAAAUGCAAACAGUUCCAGCAAAGCUCUCUAGAGAAUAACUUAUUAAAAUAAUAUAUGGUGCAAAGUUUCUGACUAAGGGAAUUGAAGGGGUUGGGAUUGUAAAUAAAGUGUCCAUCAACA
Molecule: messenger RNA, 8192 nt
Organism: Myodes glareolus (Bank vole)
Lineage: Eukaryota; Metazoa; Chordata; Mammalia; Rodentia; Cricetidae
Gene: Tet1
Product: tet methylcytosine dioxygenase 1
Biological process (GO): chromosomal 5-methylcytosine DNA demethylation, oxidation pathway; positive regulation of transcription by RNA polymerase II
Cellular component (GO): nucleus
Molecular function (GO): DNA 5-methylcytosine dioxygenase activity; DNA binding; zinc ion binding
Source: RefSeq, a predicted model, not a curated record